UCCAUGUCAUUGUGAGUGUAGCUGCAACUACUAGCUUCUAUGAGAGAUAUGAUGUCGCUCUGGCAUCAAAUACCUUAGGAGUUGCCCACGUGUGCGAUUUAGCAAAGAAGUGUGCUAAUCUUAAAAUGCUCCUUCAUGUUUCCACUGCUUUCGUAGCCGGGGAGCAAGAAGGCCUGUUAUUGGAGAAGCCGUUUGAUGUAGGCAAAGCACUAAAGAAAGACUAUAACUUGGACAUCCAAUCUGAGAUAAAAUUAGUUGAGAGUGUCAAGUCAAAACUCAGGAUACAAUUCUCUAAUGACAAGAUAGAGAAAAGGAAAAUGAAGGAACUUGGAUUGAAAAGGGCUAGGCACUUUGGUUGGCCUAACGUGUAUUCACUCACAAAGGCCAUGGGGGAGAUGUUGCUAGGAACCUUAGGACGAGACCUUCCAGCUGUCAUAGUACGGCCAAGCAUCAUAUCUAGCACUUUCCAAGAACCAAUGCCUGGUUGGACGGAGGGAACUAGGACAAUGGAUAUGUUGUAUGUUGCUUACAAUGACCAGAAACUUCCGUGUUUUAUCGCUGAUCGUACUGUCAUUGUCGAUGUGAUACCAGGAGACAUGGUAAUUAAUGCACUGAUGGUCGCCAUGGCCAUUCAUUGGGACACACAUGGAACACAGGCAAUUUACCAUGUAACCACAGGCCAUCGGAACCCAUUGCUUUUUUCCACUUUUCUGGAAUCAGGCUAUGAGUAUUUCCGCUCUAAUCCUCGUGUAACCAAGGACGGGAGGAUUGUCAAGGAUAGAAGGGUGAAAUUUUUCAAGACAUAUACAUUUUUUCGUUUAUACAUGAUCCUGCGGUAUAACCUAGCAUUAGAGACGUUGCAUGUGAUGAGUGUAUUUGGGCAUUCAUUGUCCCAGCAUUACAAUAAGCUCAAACGUGGCUACAAUUUCCUGAUACUUGUCGCCAAGUUGUACGCCCCAUAUGCGUUCUUCAAAGGGUGCUUUGAUGACACGAACAUGAGAAAUUUGUGGGCAAUAACCUCUACAGACCAGCUGAAGGAUGGAUCCACGUUUGAUUGUGAUCCUGCAUGCAUCGAUUGGGGCUCAUAUCUCAUCAACACACACAUUCUGGCUGCUCUAACAUAUGCUCGCAAUAAUAAUUAGAUGAACAAAGCUUACAAAAGUGCAUAGGGGAGAAGAGAUUAGAAUAUCUAUUUCUAAUAGUAAUCAUGUAUGUCGUUUAUGUAUGUGAUGUAAUGUUUAUAUAUCUCAUGUAUAACAGCAUGCUCAUGCUUCCCACGUAUGUACCUCAAACAUACAUAGGCGAAAUAUAGGUGUAUAUAUUUCAUGGCCAUAAACAUAUUUUGUUUGAUAUAAAAAAUGUGGUGUGUCCAAACUAUCAUGGAAUAAUACGUGUUACAUGUGUGUAAUA
Molecule: messenger RNA, 1410 nt
Organism: Triticum dicoccoides
Lineage: Eukaryota; Viridiplantae; Streptophyta; Magnoliopsida; Poales; Poaceae
Product: fatty acyl-CoA reductase 3-like
Exons: 8
Coding region: 126-1142 (338 amino acids)
Biological process (GO): long-chain fatty-acyl-CoA metabolic process; suberin biosynthetic process
Cellular component (GO): intracellular membrane-bounded organelle
Molecular function (GO): alcohol-forming very long-chain fatty acyl-CoA reductase (NADP+) activity
Source: RefSeq, a predicted model, not a curated record